This is a messenger RNA of Etheostoma spectabile (orangethroat darter), 1686 nucleotides long. RefSeq names its product tubulin folding cofactor E (gene tbce). NCBI's taxonomy places the organism in Eukaryota, Metazoa, Chordata, Actinopteri, Perciformes, Percidae. The annotation marks the transcript as partial. The record is from RefSeq and is a predicted model, not a curated record. Gene Ontology annotation, molecular function: protein binding. The transcript has 7 exons.
GACAACAACAUCUCGGAGUGGCGUGUGGUGGACGAGCUGGCGAAGCUCCCCUGUCUGGUCCAGUUUUCGUGUAGCGGUAACCAGCUGGUGAGCAGUGACGGAAACCCCAAGACCGCCACGCAGAUGCUGAUCGCCAAACUGGGACAAGUGGUCCUCCUCAACCGCAAUAUACUGCGGCCCGAGGACCGGAGGGGGGCGGAGCUCGACUACAUCAAGAUGUUCGGAGAGGAGUGGCUGAAGGCCGGGGGGGCGAGCCAGCUCAGCACCCAGUUCUCCAGCCAGCACCCCCGUUACCAGAGUCUCAUCAGCAAGUACGGCGCUCCAGAGGAAGGCGAGCUGAAGAAACAGGAACCCUUCGCCCUAAAAAACCAGCUGUUGAGGAUUAGCUUUGUGUUUCCUGACGACGCCGACCGCAAGCCGAUUGAGAAGAAACUUCCAGCGUCCAUGGUGGUUCAGAAGGUGAAGGGACUCCUGUACAGACUGCUGAAGGUUCCUGCAGCCGACCUGAAGCUCACCUACACCUGCAACCAGAAGGUGGGGACGGAGUUCGAGAUUGACAGCGACCUGAAGACUCUACAGUUUUACUCCAUAGAGGACGGAGACCAGGUGUUGGUGCGCUGGUCCUGACCCGGGACCAGGCGGUGGAGAUCCGGCCGCUAGGUCCACAGCAGAGACACAGCAGAGACACAACAGAGACACAACAGAGACCGAACUUAACUUGUGUAUUUGACCGAGACACAGACUCACACUGGAUUGUGCGUGUCAGAAACUAAACUGCACCGCGUUCCUUCAGGACUCAGAGUCCUCAUCGAGUCCCUGAGUGGAAGCUUCUCGUGGACUAACGGCGUUUUUCCACUGCGUGGUACCUCCUCGACUCUACUCGCCUUCUCUGUUUUUCCAUUGCAAAACAAGUUUACUUUAAUUAGGACCCCCCUCCGUCGAGAAUCCGAGAGAGCUGAGGCGACACCAAAAGGUGACUGCUGAUUGGUCGGAGAGAAUCGUUUUUUUGCUUUCUCCAGCUUCUUUAGAAACUAAAUGUGUCUCCUGGCAAACAGCCUCACGCCAAGAAUCAAAGUCACCGCAAACCCCUCUAGCUAGCGUUAGCGUUGGCUAGCGUUAGCGUUGGCUAGCGUUAGCGUUGGCUGGCGUUAGCUAGCGGCUACCGACCGUUGACGUUAGCCGCUAGCUCAUACUAGCAAUUUCUAUCCGACGACUAUUUUGGACUUCAUUUCAUGAACAUACAGUAACUUGUAGUAGUACACAAUCGUGUGUGUAUUGUUAUGAUUACAAUGCGCCAAAUUACUUUACGUUGCCUAUUUAUGUCUAUUUCUCACGGCGUCUGUACGCCAUCAACAGGGGGCGCCAUUGUUGUUUAUGUGUGUGUGACGACAAAACAAUCUGGGACAAGUUCACGGGUCGUAAGUUACGGGUUUGACUGUCGGUCCAGGGCGCUUUCACAGGCAGAAGGUUAGGAAAACACGAGUUACUGGUCGAGGAGGACGGGCCGAGCCAAGCCGGGCCGAGCCGGGCCGGUACCGUGUUUUGGAAAAACGCCAAAAGUCUUUCAAGCGUGUUUUUAACUCGGCGACUAGCCGCCGUUUCAAAACUGACAAUUGGUCACGCUUUCAGAAUCAUUUUAGUCGUCAUUGUAAAACAUUGUCACAACGAAAUUAAAGUGCUACUCCU